GAUUUCCUCAAACCGGAGGCCCGCCCAUUUGAGCGAAUGGCUUGUUUUUAGCUGUGCAGUUUCUACGCCACAUGUGAACUACCAUAAAACGCGUAGAAAUAAAAUACUGCAGAACAGAUAAAAAGCUUAUAUCAGCGAUGUGCUCCGUUGUUAAUUGUGACUCGUCGCGUCGCAGCGUGCAGCGGUACAUUUUACCGGAGGAUCCGGAGAAGAGGUUACUGUGGGUCCAGUUCGUUUUCGAAGUCAACGGACAACGACUGAAAGAAUCGUCUUGCGUGGACAUCACUAUCUGUGGAGAACACUUCACACAUGACUGCUUUGAAUACGCGGGUGACUCUGGCUUCGCGCAGCUGAAACCCAGUGCUGUCCCAUCAAUAUGUGUCAAGUCAGAGCCAGAGGAACCAGAGCUACAUAUCAAGGUAGAAGAACCAGAGUCACAUAUCAAGGUAGAAGAACCAGAGUCACAUAUCAAGCUAGAAGAACCAGAGUCACAUAUCAAGCCAGAAGAACCAGAACCAGGACACGUGAAGGUAGAGGGACCAGAGCCGGAUCAUGUUAAGUUAGAACUGCUGGAACCAGUACAUGUUAAGGUAGAGGAAAUACAGCAAGAACAUGUAAAAAUAGAGCAACCACAGCCAGAAAAUGUGAAUGCACCGGAGUCACAGAUUGCGAGUCUACCUGAACCAGAACACGUGAAUCCGCCUGAGGCAGAACCUGUGGAGCCUGUGGAGUUUGUGAUCAAUUCAGGUGACACAGAUUCUGACAACUUUGAUGAGGUAUCUAACCCAUCUUCCAUUGAUAACCCAGUAAGCCCAGUGCCCAGUAAUACUUCUGAAGAUUCCACGUUCGAUUAUGAUCAGGUGCUGCAAAAGAUCGAGAACAUUGAUGUGAUCAAGGAAAAAGUUGCACUUCUUCGGAUGAAGCGGAAGUAUGUUGUGAAUGAAAAGCGGCUCCUCCAGCUGUUUAGCAGCACGUGCCCUUUGUGUGGUUCUAAAGUCAAGGUUGAAAAAGUAAAAUUUAACCUAUUCAUCGUCAUUGAUCAGCAGUGCCUUAAGUGUGAGUAUGGAAAACAUUGGAAAAGCCAGAGCAGCGGCCCUUUCCCAACAGCUGAGGAUCAAGUCUUUUCAGAGAUUGUGACUGAGGAGAGCGAUUUCAUGGAUGAAACGGAAGAAUCAAUUGAUGAGGGUUCAGAUGAUGACUGGAUUCCAACGGAGGAGCUUCUCUUCGAAGAGUGUCUGCAAGCAGAUUCUGAUGGGGACAAUGAAGAUGGCAAUCUAGAAAACCGCAUGUUUCAUCACCGUCAGCUUUGUGUAGAUUGUGGGAAGUUCUAUAUCAAAGAGCCUCACACAUGUGAGCACAAACUUAAGCCCUAUUCCUGCAACAUAUGUGGCAAGAGAUGUGCUAAUGAGAAUGCUUUAGUCCUUCAUAGCAAAGUUCACAAUGAAAAAUAUGUCCAUCUGUGCAAAUACUGCCACAUGGAAUUUAAAACAAAAGGGGACAAAAUCACUCAUGAGCAGAUACACCUUACCGAAAAAGAACCCUUUAAGUGUUCUGAAUGUUCACAGGUAUUUGCUGAAAGUAAGAAACGCCAAAACCACAUGAAGAAACACCCAGAGGCCCCGUGUGUAUGUCACGUCUGUGGCAUGAAAUUUGACAGAAAACAUCAGCUUCAAAGACACUCUAUAGUGCACACAGGAUUGAUGCCUUUUGAGUGUUCUGUGUGUCAGCGCAACUUCAACCAGAGUAGUCACCUCAAAUCUCACAUGCGUCUGCACACAGGAGACAGGCCUUUUAAAUGUCAGCAUUGUGACAAAUGCUUCACUCAUAAUGUGAGCUUAAAGAGUCAUGUCCUGCGUUACCACACAUCCAACUCUAAGCAAACCUGUAACAACAAGAAUGUGAGCAAGAAAGGUGCAGGCCCUGGGCUAGCAGAGGUGAAGAGAAGUAAAAGACCCAGAAGGAUGAAGAGGAGUGUAUUUAGACCAAUAGGAAGGCCAAAGAAAAAUCCUGCAAGCAACGUGGAAAAUGGAGGCAGAGGUUCAAAUUCCAGGUCUGGAACAUCAAAGGUACGGAAGUUAAACAGAACACAACUCAUCGAUGAGGAAAGUGAGGAUGAGUUGACCGAAAGCGACGCAUCCUCUGAUUCAAACGACAAAGAAGAGAGAGUAACACUGAAUUCAAGCAGAUCAAAGGGGAAGAGAAAAAAAUCAGAUAUUGACACUGAUUUUGACCCAGGAGUCUCAAAGAAAAAGAGACACAUCGACCAGAACAGUGGUAAGAACUCAGGGAAACAACAGAGGACAAGAUCAAAUAAAAAUCAAGACACUUAGACAUUGAGAUGGAAAAAAAAAAACUAAUUGAGGUGUUCAGACAAAUACAGAAUUGUGCAGUUUUUAUUCACACAACCUAUUGCAAUCUCAACAUACACUUUUGGUUGGAGUUUUUUUUUCAAAUUUAAAUAUUUCUUUUACUGUUAAGAGUUUUUUGGUUUGUCUUUGGCUGCUCCGUCUCUAGGGGUUGCUACAGAGGAUGAUUAGCACAUUUGAUUUAGAUUUUUUUUAAUGCCGCAUCCCCUUUCUGAUGCAACCCUCCCAUUUAUUCGGGCUUGGCACCGACACAGGGAAUUUAGUACACUACAUGUGGCCUCCCUCUGGCGGGGGUCAGUUCAGAGUGAACCGGCGACCCUUUGCUCACAAGCCAAGUUCUUUUUCCACUUUGCUGUUGGCUGCCCACUAUUAAGAGAUAAUAUUACUUUACUGAAGAUAUAUUUUGAGUCUUGUUCAAUGUUCACUCUUGUUAUAUUUGAAUUAAACUGGACUGAUAUCAAGUGCA
This is a messenger RNA of Solea solea (common sole), 2832 nucleotides long. RefSeq names its product probable serine/threonine-protein kinase kinX. The transcript has 5 exons. The record is from RefSeq and is a predicted model, not a curated record. Gene Ontology annotation, molecular function: DNA-binding transcription factor activity; RNA polymerase II cis-regulatory region sequence-specific DNA binding; chromatin insulator sequence binding. NCBI's taxonomy places the organism in Eukaryota, Metazoa, Chordata, Actinopteri, Pleuronectiformes, Soleidae. Gene Ontology annotation, biological process: regulation of transcription by RNA polymerase II. The coding region runs from base 138 to 2330 and encodes 730 amino acids. Gene Ontology annotation, cellular component: chromosome.